UUUGCGUAUAUUUGAGAUAUGUUUAAAUACGGUACAGUUAAAAUUUCUGAUAUGUGUGGUUGUGAACAAAAUAAUGGACAAAUUCUUGAUAACAGGGUUGCAGAUUGAUAAAUUUCUAUUAUGUCUGGAAGAACAACUUAAUGUAUGAUGUUUGUUUGUGAUUUGUGUGUUCUGCUCAUAGAUCAUGAUCAAAACAGUAACUGCUAUGAGGAGCCGACUCAGCCAGAGAUAGAGAUAAUGCAUGUGACAGCACUGCUGAGACAGUUUUACUGUCUGAUGCUAGUAAAGUUAUCAGUCAUGGCCCAGAUCUGACUCUGAGCAACGGCAUUACAGGACAGAAAAACAAUUUAUGUGGACUUCAGCACAGCUGGUAAGCGUAGCUUGAAAUUAGGUCCACAACGGGGAUGACACCUAGCUAGACUCACACCUUAAGACCCAUAAUAUUGUAAUGCACUAACAUAAAACUAAUGAGUAUUAUGAAUUAUACAGUCAUUUUUUUAAUGCAAGGUUUUACAAAAUAGUAGGGAUGCACAGAUACAAAAUUUCCAUGCCGUACCGAUAUUCAAUUACUUGGAAUGACAGAUACAGAUAGUUUGGCUUUUUACUCACUCAAAUUAUGAUGUUCUUUAUGUGGCUUCAAAUGUUAGCUAGAAAGUAUCUAAAUGUUUGUGAAAUAUGAAAUGAAUAGUAUAAAAAAUAUCUAAAUCAUGUGCCCUCUUAUUAUUGUAUUCAUUACUCAUGUAUUUCAUUAAGAGUAACAUGACUGGUUUUCCAUCUAAACUCAUUGAUUUAUGGAAGUCACGUGAUCACAGCACACACACUGAUUUCUCUGGAUGCCAUCUCAGUAUUUACUAGGAUAAGCAGACAGCUGCUAUGGACUUUUAGAUAUAAGGACAAAAAUCACACUAACCUGCUACAACUCCUGCAGUGGAAUGUGACGUGAAGCUGCUCCCAUUCAUUUAAUGAUGCCCAUAUUGGAAAAAACUUAUGAACAGGUUUUUCACAAUCAAAAAGCGUCAUCAUGGAUAUGGAUAUGGUGAAUAUGUUUGCCAUUGCUGCAGGGACUCUUGCCAUCCCUCUGCUUUUGUUCAUGGCCUCAUUUAUGCUGUGGCCAUCAUCACUAAUCAAAUUCUAUUAUUGGUACUGGAGGAGAACAUUAGGUUUGCAGAUACGUUAUGCUGACUGUGGAGGUUAUCGCUUCUGUUACUCAUGCAGAGGGAAACCAGGCCUCAGGCCCUCUAUACUGAUGCUACAUGACUUUUCUGCUCACAAAGAUAUAUGGCUCCAGAUGGUGAAGUAUCUUCCUAAACAUCUGCACCUGCUGUGCUUAGACAUGCCAGGCCAUGAGGGCACAACACGUACUAGCACGGAUGACUAUUCAAUUCAGGGACAAGUCAAAAGAAUACGGCAGUUUGUAGAGGCCAUUCGACUAAACAGAAAACCAUUCCACCUGGUGGGCAUUUCAAUGGGUGGGACGGUAGCAGGAGUGUACGCAGCCAGCUAUCCAUCGGAUCUCUGCAGUAUGACCCUCAUCUGCCCGGCCGGCCUGAAGAACCAAAACAAAAGCAAGUUUGACAGUCAAAUGCUUGAUGUGGAGCACAGCCAGUACAUGCUGAACAUUCCUCUUAUUCCAUCCAACCCAGAAGACAUGGACGAGAUGCUGAAACUCUGCUCUCAUGUGCGAUUCAGAGUGCCUCAACAGAUUCUUCAAGGCCUGGUGGAUGUAAGGACACCACACAAUGACUUUUAUCAUGAGGUUUUCAUGGCAAUUAUGGGUGAAAAAUCAAGAUAUGCCUUGCAUGAGCACAUACAGCAAAUAACUACCCCUUUGCAAAUCAUCUGGGGCAAACAGGAUCAGAUUGUGGAUGUGUCUGGGGCAGCAGUGCUCAAAGAAGCUAUCCCAGCCUCCCGUGUUGAUUUGCUGGAUAACUGUGGCCAUUCUGUGGUGAUGGAGCGACCACGCCAAACAGCCAAACUCAUUUUAGAUUUUAUCAUCUAGCAGAGCCCAGCAAGUGCCAGCACAAAGAAGAAAUCCUGAGAUGUCUGCUAUUUUAUUAUAGUUAAAGCUGAAGUGUGUAAUUUCUUUGCCACUAGCAGUCAGAACUGCAGAAAAGAGCCUAAAGUUGUGGUAGUUGACAUCGUAGAUCAGUGGCGGCUGGUAAUUUCUCUUCCAAGGGGCGUGAAUUGUGUUGCUAGUCAUUUAAAAAUAUGUGUUCGUAUUUUGACAAGAUGCAUGUGCAUCAUGCAUUUUGUCAAAAUACGUGUCUGCUGCACAGACGUGGAAAAGGGUUUAUGAUAAAAGAGACGCUCACGUUCACGAAAUACUCGCAAGACACUCACUUAACAGUAAACUCUGAUUACCUGGCAAAUGCUAGCGUUACUUUUAUCAUAAACCCUUUAGAAGCAUGUGCAGCAGGCACUUAUUUUGACAAUACACAUGAUGCACAUGGUUCACAUGGCACGCUGAACACAUAUUUUGACAUGUCGAGCCACACACGACAGGCUAAAUACAUGUUGUGACGAGAAGUGACAUGUUGUGAGAAGUCAAUGGCCGACACUGCCGUAGAUCAGUAUUGUGAUUUGUAUGAUAUGCUGAACUAUUGUUCAAACAUUUAGGGUGAUUGAAAUGGUUCUCACAAACUUAACAAUCUUUUAAUCUAAAGGUAUUUAAAUAUUAGAAAUAACUUUUGCUGACCGAAAUAUAAGUGUGCCAACAUACUGUAUUCAUUUCUUUCAUUAGAAAGCUAAUGUUGUAUUUUAACAAUAUUUUUUUAAUGGAUGACUUGGACCAAAUAAUGUAGAAAAAGCUGCCAAUAAAAGCCUGUAAUAGAUGGAAAUGUCUUUUAUACUGUUUUAAAAGCAUUUCACAGCGAGACCUCAAGAACCUGCUUGAUAUAAUGCCAAAGUAAAACUUUACAAACUCUAUAGUCACAGGGUGACUAGACUAAAGAUAUUAAAAUAUA
This is a messenger RNA of Misgurnus anguillicaudatus (oriental weatherfish), 2963 nucleotides long. The record is from RefSeq and is a predicted model, not a curated record. NCBI's taxonomy places the organism in Eukaryota, Metazoa, Chordata, Actinopteri, Cypriniformes, Cobitidae.